UUAUUUUGACGUUUAUUUAUCGGCAAAAUUUAGAGUUGGGAAAGUGUAUAAUUUUAUUAGGAAAAGUUUUCGAUUCUCUUAUUGUGGUUUACCUUUGAAAUACAAAAAAGUAACAAAUUAAAUAUGUUUUCAUUGGUACGUAACGUUAGUAAUGUCACAAAAACUGCCGUUAGGGGCAAACAUAGCUUACCGAAAUUGGCCUAUGAAUAUACAGCUUUGGAACCAAUAAUUAGCCGUGAGAUUAUGGAAAUACAUCACACCAAGCAUCAUCAAACUUACGUUACUAAUUUAAAUGCGGCUGAAGAGCAAUUGGCAGAGGCUCAAUCCAAAAAAGAUACCACAAAAAUAAUUUCUUUGGCCGGUGCUUUACGCUUUAAUGGUGGUGGUCACAUAAAUCACUCAAUUUUCUGGCAAAAUCUUGCACCAGAUUGCACUAAACCAUCAGAAGAAUUGAAGUGUGCCAUAGACGAACAGUUUAAGAGCUUUGAUGCAUUCAAAAAGGAAAUGUCAGCAUUGACAAUUGCCGUUCAAGGUUCCGGCUGGGGUUGGUUGGGUUAUAAUAAAAAAACCGGCAAACUGCAAAUCGCUGCUCUACCAAACCAGGAUCCUUUGGAAGCUAGCACUGGUCUUGUUCCGCUAUUUGGAAUAGAUGUUUGGGAACACGCAUACUAUUUGCAAUACAAAAAUGUGCGUCCUUCAUAUGUCGAAGCAAUUUGGGAAAUUGCUAAUUGGAAUGAUAUAUCUAAACGAUUUGCGGCUGCAAGUUCUGCUAAAUAAUCAAAUACAUGUUUAAUUUAUAUGUGAGUUGAAUGUUUUGUGUAGAUUACUUUCGAUAUGUAUGUGAAUACGAAUUUGAAUUGGCUAGGCCAAAUUAUGAACAUUGCAUUCAAAUAAAUACGAAUACUAAAAUAAACGUUAAGCUUUAAAA
Molecule: messenger RNA, 928 nt
Organism: Teleopsis dalmanni
Lineage: Eukaryota; Metazoa; Arthropoda; Insecta; Diptera; Diopsidae
Gene: Sod2
Product: superoxide dismutase [Mn], mitochondrial
Exons: 3
Coding region: 124-777 (217 amino acids)
Biological process (GO): superoxide metabolic process
Cellular component (GO): mitochondrion
Molecular function (GO): metal ion binding; superoxide dismutase activity
Source: RefSeq, a predicted model, not a curated record